Messenger RNA from Myxocyprinus asiaticus (Chinese sucker), 3431 nucleotides. RefSeq names its product dual specificity protein phosphatase 3-like. The record is from RefSeq and is a predicted model, not a curated record. The coding region runs from base 609 to 1211 and encodes 200 amino acids. Gene Ontology annotation, molecular function: protein tyrosine/serine/threonine phosphatase activity; MAP kinase phosphatase activity. Gene Ontology annotation, cellular component: cytoplasm. Gene Ontology annotation, biological process: protein dephosphorylation; negative regulation of MAPK cascade. The transcript has 3 exons. NCBI's taxonomy places the organism in Eukaryota, Metazoa, Chordata, Actinopteri, Cypriniformes, Catostomidae.
CCUUAACAUUUUUGAUACAUGUUCUUUAAAAAGCCACUUGUUGGGUUAAAAAGAAAGACAGAGAAAGAAAAGAGCUUGUUCGCUUCCAGUAGAAGCCUGCCUGUCAUAACAUCAAUUAACACACCAAUCUCACCGUUCUGAAAGGGAGGGGGUCGACGCUCGAUAUGAAGACCGACUCGUUUGACUAGAAGCAAUACGAUCAAUAGGCGUUACAAAAACGGUUAGCAAGUAAAGAAUGCGCUCUACGGACAUAGUUUUACGCACGGAAGGAGACAGACACGCGCGAGAUGUUGUCUGAAAUGUGGCAGAAUUCAUCGGGCGAGUUGCAUCCCCUUUAACGCCGCUUUAAUUGACUUGUGUAUCGGUGCGCUUCGUGUCGCCAUCCUCCGCCAGUUCCGUAGUUCCGUUCUCGAUCUCACCGGAGAAUCACAUCAGAACGCCGCCGGUGGGCGAGUCUGGGUGUGUUUGUCUGACCGUGCGCGCGUGCGUCUCAGGAAAGCACGCAUGAAAUCAGCGCGAUGAAAAGGAGUUAAAAUGCAGGAAAAUCGAUUAUCGUCACAUUUUGAUCACUAGACACUUGUUUAUUGCGCUUGGAGGAGGACUGAAGCAUGAAGAAACAUCACAGUCCCGCGAAGGUACCACUGGAAGACACUGUGCCAGACAACGAGGCGACUGUACAACAGCUCAACAAGCUGCUGUCCAACGGCAGCGGCUUCUACAGUCUGCCAGCACAACAUUUCAACGAGGUGUUUCCCAGGAUUUACAUUGGCAAUGCGUUUGUGGCCCAGAAUGUGAUGCGUCUACAGCGGCUGGGUGUGACACACAUACUAAAUGUUGCUGAAGGAAACUCAUUCAUGCACGUGAACACCAACACAGAGUUCUAUGCAGGAACUGGGAUUACGUACCAUGGCAUAAAGGCCAAUGACACUGAGCAGUUCAACAUCAGUGCCUUCUUUGAGGAAGCAGGAGACUUCAUCGAUAAAGCUCUGGCACAUGGAAAAGGAAAGAUUUAUGUUCACUGCCGUGAGGGCUACAGCCGUUCGCCCACAAUUGUCAUAGCUUACCUCAUGCUGCGUCACAAUAUGGACGUACGAGUUGCCACAGCUACAGUAAGGCACAAGAGAGAGAUUGGCCCCAAUGAUGGAUUCCUGUGUCAGCUAUGCCAACUCAAUGAAAAGCUGGCCAAGGAGGGCAAGUUGAAGACCAAAUGAUAGAAUGCCUCCAUGCGCUCUACCCCUCCAAAGAGAGAAUUGUUUCUGUAGAUACACACACAAAUGCAGGUGCACAUGGUCAAAACGAGUGUGCACAUGCAAUAUUUCCCCAAGAGACUGUCCUAGUGUAAUAAAUAUAUGUGCAUAAAGGUAUGAUCAAAUGAGCAUAUGCAUGGAGGUAUACAUUGUAUUCUAACACACAAACACACCCAAAGUGUUGUCAGUGUCCUAAAUAAUUACUCCUGCAUCCAGCUGGCUGGUAAAGGGAAAUCUACUGGCAUAUCUGAAUAAUUAAUGUUCCCAUGAUAAUUAUUGACAAUUUCUCACUAGGUACACCUUGUAGCUUAAAGCAUUCCAAUAGCCAACUGUUUGUAUAUUUUACAGAUUCUACUUUUGGAGCAUAACAGCCCAACAGUCAUCUAUAAAGAUUGUAGAGUAGAGCACAAUAAUUCAGUGGGCUUGUAUUGCCAGAAAUAUUACAAAUGUUGAUCCCAUUCCUAUUUGUAUGUGGAGGGAUAUGAUAUUUAGGUAAAGCAUGGAAAUGUACCUUUUACAACCCAUUUUAAGAAACCUAUAGCCAGAUUUUGAUGGCUUUACAGCAUUUUAAAUCAGGACUAAACAGAACUUGUUUGACAGUAAAUGCAAACAACCCAUUCACUCACUAAAAAAGGAAGAAGAGGUAAAUUAACAUUCCAUGUUGUACCGAUACAAUCAACAAGAUAUAUCUUUGCAACUAGCCAUCCACAUGUUGUAGCUCUGAUUCAACAGACUCUACAAACAGGUUCAACCCGGUUAUAUGCAUCAGCCAUAAAGCAUCAGCCCUAUUAGAUCUCUUUUCUCUUGAAUCAUAUGGUCUUGCCACUGUCUCUCACUGCCAGUCUCAUGCCACACAUCAGUGUAUUACUGCAUGAUAAUAAAGCACACAAAGUAAAAGAAGAAAAAGAAAGUGCUAAAAAAAUGCACACUGUUUCUCCUAAUUAUAUGUAGGGGAAGUGACCCAAUUAAGCCCACCCAAAUCUAAGUUUUACAUGUUUUCUAAUAGAAAUAUUAACAGCCUUCCAAUAAAGUGAGUUUUAAAUCAAAGAUUAAUCUCUCAUUUAAACACUCAUGUUAUGCUCUGUCAUAAACUGGCAAAUUAAUUUACUUUAUUUAAUUGCAAAUGUGAAAAGUCUGGAGUGGGCUUAAAAGGAACAUGUGUACCAUUUAAGCCUACAUAUGUUCUUAAUAAGCCCACUAUGCUUUUAAAAAUUUAAAUGCUUCACAUUUUACUAAAUAAAUACCUCAAUGUUGAUUUAUUUUUUUUAGAUUUAGAACUCAAACAUCAUAACCAGUUAAUGAAAUACUUAAUUUCUGAAUCUGACAGUGCUUAUUUUUUUAUUUUUCUCUGCCUGUUCAUUUUCUCCCUGCAAUGAAAAUAGAUUCAAUAUGUAGAGUUGACAAGGAUUUUAGUUUAAUAUGAGGUUCAAUGGGUUAUUUGCUCAGUGGGCUUAUUAGGAACAAUAGGGGUCAAGGUAAACAUAAUUUUCUUUUUUUCAUGAAUAAAAAAACACUAUAUUUUACAAUGUAGAGCAUGUUUGAUGUUUAAACAAAUAAUAUAAUUAUUCUUCUUUUAAGCUUUGAGCAAACAGGCUUUUCAAAGGCACUGUUCCUUAUAAGCUCACUUGAAAAGAAAGUUAUAAUUCUGGUUUAUUAUUACAGACAGAGCACUAAAUCUUGUUUGAGCUCAAGAAGCUUCUUAAAUAUUUUAAUAUAAUGUGGUUAUCAGCAGUUUUUAUUCUUUUUUUAUGUUUUAUUUUUAUUUUACUGCAUCUAUGUUUGUGAGCAUCACUGAGGCAGUGUCCUGCACUAGCUCCAGAUACUCAUCAAAUCCAUCUUUUCAAAUACAAAGUAUUACUGUUAAAUACAAAGAAAAUAAAUAAUAUCAAGUAUCAAUUGAUUUAUUAAUCUCUUAAUUUUACAUAUUUUGUCAUUCCUUGCCCGGUUUGUUCAUCUGACUCCAGAUUUUUUUUGAAAGUUUUGAAACAACUUCCAAAAUGGCCACCGAACACUGGUAGCACAUGUUCCUAAAUAACUCAAGAACGAAACAUUUGAUUGGCUCCAAAUAAAAAAGUGAAAUGAUACCAAUAAAUGUGUGCAUUUUCUCUGCAACAACAAUUUUUUCUUUUGCUUUCUGUCUUGUUUAUAUUUCAAAAUAAAACAGUAAGUGGGCUUAUAUGGUAU